This is a messenger RNA of Entrophospora candida, 857 nucleotides long. The record is from the annotation of a GenBank genome assembly. Lineage: Eukaryota; Fungi; Glomeromycota; Glomeromycetes; Entrophosporales; Entrophosporaceae.
AUGUCAGCUUCAUAUGAAAAUGAAAAUGAACAGACGAUCCAAACAGCUGAUGUUGUAAUCACUCAUAAUGUUAACUCAAUACAGCACCUCUUGCUUCUUGGAGAGGCAAAAAACGAACUUGGAGAUGGGUCUGGAUGUGCAUACAUCCAAACAUGUGCAUCAUAUACAAAGUUUGUUGGUUCACAGAGCAAUCCAAACAUACGAUAUGGACUUAAUCCUGAUUUUAUUGUGUAUUUUGCUGGGGCCAUGCUUGGCAUAGGAGGUGCAGUUUUUGGGCACACAUUUACAAUGUAUCCUCUUGUUCAUACUUUUCAUUUACUACCUUUGGAGUUCGAUAUUGAUGGAAUGAUUGUUAUUGAAUGUACAUUUUGUGCUCUGAAACAUGGUAUAGAAUCAUUACAACACUACUAUGACAAGUUAGAGCAAGUAAACAUUGAUAAUUUAGAUCAACCAAGAUGUACUAGCUAUCCAUAUUUUGUAAAGAAGUAUGGUGAGGAUGUACACCAUUUUUGUCAUGAGGCAAUGAUAUCACCUAAGCUGGUGGCUGUCAAUACACUUGCAGGAGGUUGGAUGCUAGUAGUUAUGGAAUACCUUUCAGCAGAUAGCUUUAUUUCAUUGUGUGAUGCUUUAUUAACCAAUGUGGAAAAGCAUGAGGCAUUGGAACUGGCUAUUAAUGCAGCAAAAAAAUUACAUAAUGCAGGAUACGUUCAUGGUAAUCUUUGCUCACCAAAUCUUAUGAUAUCUACCAAGGAUAAACGCAUAUGCAUUCUUGACUUUGAUUAUGCAGGGAGAAAAGGAGAAGCAAUGUAUCCUUAUUUUUUGAGCAAAAUAAUACCUUGGCAUAAUGAAGUUAAAGG